UGAUGAUGAUGAAUCGAUAGAAGAAAGAGCUGCUGCUUUCUUUCACCUGUCCGCUUGAGCUCGGUUUGUCUCGCUCGCCGCGAAUAAAGCGAAGCGUUCGGUUCGAUCCUUCACUUCAAUGAGGCUGUUCGCGAACUAUUGGAGUACUCCAGCUUUGCCACAGCAGCACCGUAGAGUAACGUUACUCCCCUCGCGUCAUGUCUCACUCUGAGAGAUGGGCAAGUUCGACGAUCACGAGAGGGUGAUCCUCAACGUCGGGGGCACGAGGCACGAAACCUACCGGACCACGUUGAAGACCCUGCCGGGCACGCGUCUGGCCCUGCUCGCCUCAGAGUCGGACCUCGGGUCGGUUCUGGACCAGCUGCAACAAGUCCCGGGCUUCAUCGAGUACAACGCGCGCAGCAACGAGUAUUUCUUCGACCGGCACCCAGGCGUCUUUGCCUACGUGCUCAACUAUUACCGGACCGGUAAGCUGCACUGCCCGGCGGACGUGUGCGGGCCGCUGUUCGAGGAGGAGCUGUCCUUCUGGGGAAUCGAUGAGACGGACGUGGAGCCGUGCUGCUGGAUGACCUACCGACAGCACCGGGAUGCCGAGGAAGCGCUGGAGGUGUUCGAGAUGAACGUGGACAACGACGAGGACGACGAGUACGGCAAGCGGCUUGGCAUCGAGGACGUGGUGUCCGCGGACGGUACCGGCAGCAGGUGGAGAAAGUGGCAGCCGGUCAUCUGGAACCUGUUUGAGGACCCGUACUCCUCCAGAGCCGCUCGGUUCAUCGCGUUCGCCUCCCUGUUCUUCAUCCUGGUCUCCAUCACAACCUUCUGCCUGGAGACGCACGAGGCCUUCAACACGAUCAUCAACAAGACGGAGGCGUUCCGCAACGACUCCUUCACGGACUUCAGCCAGCAGUACGAGAUCGAGACGGACCCGGCACUCACCUACGUGGAGGGCGUCUGCGUGCUGUGGUUCACCUUCGAGUUCCUGGUGCGCGUCACCUUCAGCCCGGACAAGCUGGAGUUCGUCAAGAGCAUCCUGAACAUCAUAGACUUUGUGGCCAUUCUGCCCUUUUACCUGGAGGUGGGCUUGAGUGGACUCUCCUCCAAAGCCGCCAAAGACGUCUUGGGAUUCUUGCGCGUUGUCCGCUUCGUGCGCAUCUUGAGGAUCUUCAAGCUGACGCGGCACUUCGUCGGUCUGCGCGUAUUGGGACACACCCUCCGGGCGAGCACUAACGAGUUCCUGCUGCUCAUCAUCUUCCUAGCAUUGGGCGUCCUCAUCUUCGCCACCAUGAUCUACUACGCCGAGCGGAUCGGAGCCAGCCCCAACGACCCGACGGCCAGCCACCACACCAUGUUCAAGAACAUCCCCAUCGGCUUCUGGUGGGCCGUGGUCACCAUGACCACUCUGGGCUACGGAGACAUGUACCCUCAGACGUGGUCGGGCAUGCUGGUCGGCGCGCUUUGCGCCCUCGCCGGAGUGCUGACCAUAGCCAUGCCCGUGCCCGUCAUCGUCAAUAACUUCGGCAUGUAUUACUCGCUCGCCAUGGCCAAACAGAAGCUCCCUAAGAAGAGGAAGAAGCACAUCCCUCAGACGGCGCAGACCGGCUCGCCGUCCCCCCGCAAGCAGUUUGCAGAGUACGGCUGUUUCUAA
This is a messenger RNA of Sinocyclocheilus anshuiensis, 1645 nucleotides long. RefSeq names its product potassium voltage-gated channel subfamily C member 2-like. The record is from RefSeq and is a predicted model, not a curated record. Gene Ontology annotation, cellular component: presynaptic membrane; axon terminus; dendrite membrane. Gene Ontology annotation, molecular function: delayed rectifier potassium channel activity; protein binding. The transcript is spliced from 2 exons. The coding region runs from base 215 to 1645 and encodes 476 amino acids. Gene Ontology annotation, biological process: potassium ion transmembrane transport; action potential; protein homooligomerization. NCBI's taxonomy places the organism in Eukaryota, Metazoa, Chordata, Actinopteri, Cypriniformes, Cyprinidae.